AUGGAUAAAUCUCAACCACAAUUCCAAUCACACUCUCGUUUGCUUGAGAUCACUGUCAUCUCCGCAGAGUCCCUCCGCAUUUCCAACCAUCUGAUCAAGAAGAACGCUUUCGUGACUGUCCAAACAGACACAUGCAAGUGUGUCUCCACGUCUGUUGAUAGAGAUGGAGGGGGCUACCCCACUUGGAAUGAGAAGCUAGAGCUGCCAUUGCCGGGCAGUGAUCGAUCAAUUCACGUCAAGGUGCAAUGUAAAACAUCUUCUAGGUCAUCGAAGAUGGUUGGGACUGUGAACAUCCCUAUGUCGGACAUUGUGGAUGGAUAUUUGCCGGCGCACCAUCUUCACUUCCUCAGCUACCGUCUGAGACAGGACGGAGAACGGAACGGGAUUAUCAAUCUGUCUAUCAAGAUGGUGGGCCCAGAAAAUGUUAGUAGGCCAUUGCAACCGAUGGAGAAGAUUAACGGUGGGAUUGCAGUUGGCAUUCCUGUGCCUUUUGGGUACAAGUGUGGUUAG
Molecule: messenger RNA, 510 nt
Organism: Magnolia sinica
Lineage: Eukaryota; Viridiplantae; Streptophyta; Magnoliopsida; Magnoliales; Magnoliaceae
Product: BON1-associated protein 1-like
Exons: 1
Coding region: 1-510 (169 amino acids)
Biological process (GO): defense response
Source: RefSeq, a predicted model, not a curated record